GCCUGAAUGGGUUCUCAUUCCUGACUCGUGGUCUCCCUUGGGCAGACAGGAGGAAGGUCACGGCUGCCAUGGAGAGCAAGGCGAUCUGCGUCCUGGCCAUGGUAGUCGCUCUGGCCCUCAGCACCCUGGCACAGGGCCGCGAUGAGAGCUGCACUGUGGCUCCCCGCGAAAGAGCCAACUGUGGCUAUUCCGGCAUCACGCCCGCGGUGUGCAAGGCUAAAGGCUGCUGCUUCGACAACACUGUCUCUGGAGUCCCGUGGUGCUUCCGGCCCAUGUCCACCAAUAAGGCUCCAGAAGAAGAGGAGUGCCUGUUUUAGAUGCUCUUCCGGAGGGGAUCGCAUCAGGGGCUGGAGCCUCCGGACGGAAGCUCAGUGCACACCUGCCCGAGGCUGGGGUCCCUCUGUGUCUGCGUCUCAGCUCGCUGCAUGGAGGACGGCUCUGGAUCCUUGUACUCAAAAUUGGCCUAAAAAUUAAAAGAGAAUAAUGUCA
Messenger RNA from Manis pentadactyla (Chinese pangolin), 489 nucleotides. It is a transcript of the gene TFF1, whose product is annotated as trefoil factor 1. The transcript is spliced from 3 exons. The coding region runs from base 69 to 317 and encodes 82 amino acids. NCBI's taxonomy places the organism in Eukaryota, Metazoa, Chordata, Mammalia, Pholidota, Manidae. Gene Ontology annotation, biological process: maintenance of gastrointestinal epithelium. The record is from RefSeq and is a predicted model, not a curated record.